UGACAAAGAGCUCUCAUGUGUUUCUGACAGCGACGUUUGUUGUCAGCUGAGCUUUUAAAGGUAAAACAGUCCCAUUCAGAGGUUGCCGGGUUUGCGCGGCCUGCUGCGCCAUAAUGCUCUAAACAAGUCCUCCAGUCACUGCUAAACACUGAGUGUCGUUUUCAAUAUUAGCGGAUCUACUUCAGGGAAGUUUAUAAUUAGACACGUGUUUUCUCCGCUUUUUGUCAGUUGGAGAUCCACUGAUCCAUCUGUAAUUUGUUUUACAGCAAUGAAGGCCCUACAAAGAGGGAUAAGGAGUUCUCGAGAGCUCUCUUUCAGCCUUUAGAAUUGGUCAGGGCGACCCGCCGGGAAGCAUGAAGGCCGUGAAGUAUUUAAUCCAGGAGAUGUGCCCAUAAAGCUACCACACAGCAGAUUAGAGCAGGCAGGCAGGUAGUUAUCAGACGUCUGUCUUCCUCUGUAGGAACUUUGUCCAUCACCCCUGCAUAGUUUAUAUAGUUUAUUUUCCCUGACAGGAAAAAAAUCGUUUUAAAGUAUGGAGGACCUACUCUUUGACUUCGACCAGGAUGGCACGGCAGACUUUGCAUUUUGGGGGCAGAUGGACCAGAACUUCCCGUUUCAGAGCCAACUGGACACCUUCCUGCUGGACUGCACAGCAGCCACUGGCCAGCUCUCACCCUGGUCCUCGUUCGGCUGUCAGUCCGUGUUCCCGGACGCACAGCUGACCUUCACCGAUCUCGACCUUCAGUCUCCAGGCCCUGGCGUCUGUCCUGAGGGAGAGAGCUCCCCCACCGAAGAGUCUCUGGAUGUGACCAAGCUCAGCGCGCGGACGUUAGCGCCUCAUCAGCCAUACAAGGUGCAGAGGCAUGCCGCCAACAUCCGGGAGAGAAAGAGGAUGCUCAGCAUCAAUUCUGCCUUCGAGGAGCUUCGCUGCCACGUGCCGACGUUUCCCUACGAAAAGCGGCUGUCGAAGAUUGACACCCUGAGGCUGGCCAUAGCUUACAUCGCCCUGCUGAGAGAGAUCCUGAUGUCCGGCUGCGACCCCAAAUCGUAUGUGGACGAGUGCAUGAAGAGCGGCUACAAGAAUCAAACCAACGCCAUCUGGAACACAAGCGACCUGACAGCCCGCCUCUCUUGGAUAAAGUGGGAUUAACGGAGCAACAGGGGGCACCCUGAGCGUACAGGCUUCAGCCGGGAGGUGGUUCAGACUUUUUUCCCUCCUUCUCCUCUCACUGCAUGUCAAGAACAGACAGACAGCCAGCAGGAGAGAGUGUGCCGAUAGACAUCUGCAGACUUCUCACCAGGUCACACACCUCAGGCUUUCUCAGUCUUAUCCACUACUUUGUUCUUGGAAGCUUUUAAAAUUCUAAUUUGUUAUUGACUGGUAAUUGAGAGCCAUUGUUUUUGGGGCAAAGACGAGAAAGAGGGUCGUCAUUGUUGCCACAGAGAGGCACACUGGCACGAGACUGAAUGGACUUGUAAAGGACUCAUACUUCUGCACGCGGUGCUGAAGUGUUUUCUGGACUCUGGCUCAUUAGGCUGCGAGCUGAUGUGUUAAAAAGAGCCUUGAUCAUGUAAAUGAGACGAUGGGCGUGAGAAGCAGAUCAGUGCGGCGUGCUGUAGCGUGUCAGGUGCUGUUUCCAAACAUGGCAAUAAGGCCGGUUGUCAUCUGUCAUCUGUCAUCUGUUGUGUUUAUUUAUUUGUAAUUAUUUCUUAUUUAUGACAAAAACACUCAUGGAAACAGGUUUACAAAAUGUCAUCAUGUAAUUGUUUGCAGCUUGGAGAAUGCAGUGAUUUUCAGGCUUUCUGUGCAUUUAAAGUUACUCCAUCCCGUGUUAAUGUGUAAUUUUUCUUUCCAGACAAGUGCAGCACCAUCAGUGGAGCAAUUUUGUGUAGAUGUGACACUGAUCUCUACUUAAAGGCAACACAUUACCUACUUUUUCCCCUGUGGCCUUCAUGCACAGUUCAAGCCUGAACAUUAAAACCAUUCAAAGACAACGAGAAUAACAUCGAUGGUGUCAUUACAGGGUAAUGGUCUGCUGGGAAACCUCGGGUCCGGGCAGUCAUGUUGACACACACAGUAACACAAGUGCAAACUGAGCAGGGCCAGACAAACAGCCUUGAAACCGACAUGCUGGUUGGGUGUUAACCCAAUCAAAUUUAUGAUUCUCACUUCACUGUCCAACAGAUGAGCUUUGCUUCGGUCCAACACACAGCCAACCCUUUCUGUCUUACAAUGCAGCAUUAUGGCACCAUUAUCAGGCUGUAGCACACCAUGUAAUGAUGGUGCUCGGCUUUCCUCUCAGCAGUCCGCAGAUUCCGCUCCAGGUGUAGUUAGAUGUGUAAAACAGGCGAAGGGAGUCAACAACACACCCAUUUUUCUUUUGCUCAGGCAAGUUUAGUGCCAGUAAUGGAGCCCAUAGGAAACCAUUACAAAGCAGCCUGGUUAUGACAGCUUAUGGAUGAUGUGUAGCUGAAUUUCUGUUGUGGGAGUUUUGGUCACAGUCAAUUAAAAAGAAGUCCCCAGUUGUUCUGUUAGACCGGUGAGAUUCAAACCUUCAUGUGGAAACGUCAUUCACGGCAUUUCUCUGUUCAUGGAACGAGAUGUGUGGAGCAUAAAUAGAGAAACCGUCCUGCUCGAUAGCUUAUUCUGUUAGGGAAGUGUUCCAGUGUUACACAAGUCAUGCGAGUCGCAUUUGUGUGCGGUGCACCUGCUCCGUGGACAAUGCAAAUGCACCCAAAAGCCUGGAAUAUUUGCCUGUGAAGAACAAGAUUUGAUAAAACAGAGAAGAAGAGUAAAAAUGAGCCCGUGACCUUUUGUAGUCGUACUGAUAAGUCACCUUUGUUACCACUCUGCUGUUUGGUGACCCCUGGGUCCCUCUAGUGGUAUCAGUUAACUAAUUCUAUCCCCUUUUUGGUGUCCUGUGUGUGCAUAUCAAAAACAGAUGAAAUGUGGGCCAAAUUAAAUCAGAUGAAUAAAAACUAUCUUCCAUAUAAAUUAAACAAGCAUAAGUGGGAUAAUAUUACAUAUAGAAAUAUCAUUAAAUAAUUAUAACUAUGUCUCUUUAAGAGCUUCAAAAAUGUUUAUAAAAAGUAAAUAAAAGAAUUGAACCUAAUCACUGUGUGACAGCCAUAAUGAAGAAUCAGAGCUUGUUUUGUUAAAAUGUAAAAUUCUCACUUUGUGUAGUUAUUUAUGAACUUUCUUCAAAAUACAUAAGGAGCUGGCUUUUCCCCGUUAAGUGACAGCGUGCUGCAUUUUCAAAUGAUUGUGCUUGGAGAUCAUCAAAAACAGCUCAGAAUACCAUUCGGAUGAGAUAUGAUUCAGCCAAGCGGAAAAUUUUAGUGGCCAGAAUGAGUAACAUUCUUCCACUCUGUGGGCUGGAUCAGACGUCUUCUUUUUUGCACUGAGGUAGUUUAUUGAUUUAACAUCCGGCAGACUUACACUGACAAACACUGUGAGGCCAUUCUGCCAUCAGCCAGCAGGUGUGUUUAUCAUGUUAGUGUAACUGUGGAGUCUGGGUUGUGCGCUUGUAAAUACAAUCAGUACAUCACAUCCUGCUGGAAUAAUGCAGGUGUUUGUGUGAAAGACGCUCUGAAACCGCUCUGUCCAAAGGUCAGAUCAGGGAGAACAGAAAAGACAGACACGUUCUGAAAGUGGCCUUUUUGUUUGACAUCCAUCCGUUUUCUUACUUGUUUAUCCAUUUCAGGAUUGUUUGACAUACAGUCGAUCGUACUUUACAUGUGGCUAAAAAUGUAGAUCAAAAUUUAUACAAAAAAACAACAACAUAAAAG
Molecule: messenger RNA, 3789 nt
Organism: Oreochromis niloticus (Nile tilapia)
Lineage: Eukaryota; Metazoa; Chordata; Actinopteri; Cichliformes; Cichlidae
Product: pancreas transcription factor 1 subunit alpha
Exons: 2
Coding region: 533-1150 (205 amino acids)
Biological process (GO): regulation of transcription by RNA polymerase II; developmental process
Molecular function (GO): RNA polymerase II transcription regulatory region sequence-specific DNA binding; protein dimerization activity; DNA-binding transcription factor activity, RNA polymerase II-specific
Source: RefSeq, a predicted model, not a curated record